AAGACCAAAAUCUGAAAAAACCUAAUAACCACCGGUGCACCACCACUCAGACGGCGGACGCAGAGAUGACACAAAAGGGGAGUUUAUUCAAAGGCCAUCAGAAGAAGAAAACAAUCCCUCCCAACCGCCAUGGAAAGGUCCCUUUAACUCGCAAAGGGAAGAGAUUCGUGAAGCCUUCGAAGUCGUCAAAGGAUUUGAACGUUGAUCGAGAGCUGACCAAGUUCAUAAACCAAUGUAACGAGGCAAAAGCAGCCACCCUUGCUAACAAGGAAGGUGGCCAACUGAGUAUUGUCAAACCAUCUGUAGAGUCUGCCAGUGGAGCAAAGAAAGAGUCAUUAUGCCACAAUCAAGUGAGAGUUCAUCCAGAUAUUUGGUUUAUCUUGUAUAAUAUGUAAGUUGAAAACUUCUGUGCCGUAAUUUGCAGUUGUUACAAUACUUUUAUAUUCAUUUUCACUCCUUUUUUCAUUUGCUUCUCCAAAUUUAUACGUGGGUUUCAUAGUUUUGUAUGCAUUAUAACUAUUUAGACCUGCCAAUGCCUGGGCCGAUAAACCGGAUAAAAAAUCCGAUUGGAUUCUCAA
Tripterygium wilfordii is the source of this 578-nucleotide messenger RNA. RefSeq lists its product as uncharacterized. Bases 66 to 395 code for a protein of 109 amino acids. Lineage: Eukaryota; Viridiplantae; Streptophyta; Magnoliopsida; Celastrales; Celastraceae. The transcript has 3 exons. The record is from RefSeq and is a predicted model, not a curated record.